CGGGACCUGCAGAGCGCGACCGGGGCGCCCGGGGGAAGGAGCCGCCCGGCAGCUCCAGCCCAGAGCCCUGCGCGCGGCUGCGGGCCCGGCGACAGGCUCGGCCCCUUGCCCAGCCCCGGGAUGCGGAGCGAUGAAGCCCGGCCCUAGAGCCCCGCAGCGGGGACCCGGCGGCGGCUGUGAGGGCCUGGGCUCCAGCCUGAGCCAGGAGAGGAAGGGCAGGAAGAUGCAGCCACUGCCCUGUGCCCUGCUGGGCCUCCUGGCAGCGAUGACAACAGGGGCUCAAGCAGUUGCUUCCCCCGGAAGGACAAUGGAGCCAGCGCUGUUUGAGAGCCGCCUGCUGGAGACGGAGGAGCACCUCCUGCUGGACCCCGGCCACGUGCUGAGGCUUCACUGCGAUGACAACCACAGCCUGGGCGUCACCUGGUACAAGGAGGCCAAGCAGCUCUUCCCAGGCGGGCGCGUCCGCAUCUGGCAGCGCACGCUGGAGAUCGCCGAGGUCGCCUAUGAGGACUCGGGGCUCUACAUGUGCCGGGCGCAGGACACUGGACAGAGUCUGCGCAACUUCACCAUCUCCAUUGUGGACUCGCUGGCCUCGGGGGACGAUGAUGAAGACAGUGACGGGGACGGUUCCCUCGGUGAUUCAAACGAGGAGCCCACUUACCGCAGAGCCCCGUAUUGGACGCAGCCGCAGCGGAUGGAUAAGAAGCUGUAUGCCGUCCCUGCGGGAAACACGGUCAAGUUCCGCUGCCCGGCGUCGGGGAGUCCCAACCCCAGCAUCCGCUGGCUAAAGAACGGGCGGGAGUUCCGGGGCGAGCACCGCAUCGGCGGCAUCCGGCUCCGGCCCCAGCACUGGAGCUUGGUCAUGGAGAGCGUGGUGCCCUCCGACCGGGGGAACUACACCUGCCUGGUGGAGAACCAGGCUGGCCGCAUCCACUACAGCUACUUGCUGGAUGUGUUAGAGAGGUCCCCGCACAGGCCCAUCCUGCAGGCCGGGCUGCCUGCCAACACCACAGCGGUGGUGGGCAGCGACGUGGAGUUCUUCUGCAAGGUGUACAGUGACGCCCAGCCCCACAUCCAGUGGCUCAGGCACAUCGAGGUGAACGGCAGCAGCUUCGGCCCCGAUGGGGUGCCCUACGUCCAAGUGCUCAAGACAGCCGACAUUAACAGCUCGGAGGUGGAGGUGCUGUACCUGCACAACGUCUCCAGGGAGGAUGCUGGGGAAUACACCUGCCUGGCCGGGAACUCCAUCGGCCUGUCCUACCAGUCAGCCUGGCUCACCGUGCUGCCAGCAGAGGAGCUAGUGCGGGAGGUGGAGGCCCCCGAGACCAAGUACACCGACAUCAUCAUCUACACGUCGGGCUCCCUGGCUGUCGCCAUGGCCGCCGUCAUCGUGGUGCUGUGCCGGAUGCAGACCCAGGCGAGCAAACAGCCCCUGGAGCCCGUGGCCGUGCACAAGCUCUCCAAGUUCCCACUCAUCAGACAGUUCUCCCUGGACUCAAGCUGCUCCGGAAAGUCCAGCACGUCCCUGAUGCGCGUCACCCGCCUCUCGUCCAGCUGCACCCCGAUGCUGGCCGGGGUCCUGGAGCUCGACUUGCCACUGGACUCCACGUGGGAGUUCCCCCGAGACAAGCUGGCACUGGGCAAGCCCCUGGGAGAAGGCUGCUUUGGCCAGGUGGUGCGAGCAGAGGCCUAUGGGCUGGACAGAGCCAGGCCAGACAGAGCUCUCACCGUGGCUGUGAAGAUGCUCAAAGACAAUGCCACGGACAAGGACCUGGCCGACCUGAUCUCCGAGAUGGAGAUGAUGAAACUGAUGGACAAGCACAAAAACAUAAUCAACCUGCUGGGAGUCUGCACGCAGGACGGGCCACUGUAUGUGCUGGUGGAAUUUGCCUCCAAGGGGAACCUGCGGGAGUUCCUGCGUGCCCGGCGCCCCCCCACGCCUGACUACACCUUCGACGUCGGCGCCAUGCCUGAGGAGCAGCUCUCCUUCAAGGACCUGGUCUCCUGCGGCUACCAGGUGGCCCGCGGCAUGGAGUACCUGGAGUCGAAGAGGUGCAUCCACAGGGACCUGGCCGCCCGCAACGUGCUGGUCACGGAGGAGAACGUGCUGAAAAUCGCUGACUUUGGCCUGGCCCGGGACGUCCACGACAUCGACUACUAUAAAAAGACCAGCAAUGGCCGGCUUCCCGUGAAGUGGAUGGCGCCCGAAGCCCUAUUUGACAGAGUGUACACGCACCAGAGCGACGUGUGGUCCUUUGGGAUUCUGAUGUGGGAGAUCUUCACGCUGGGGGGCUCCCCGUACCCUGGGAUCCCGGUGGAAGAGCUCUUCAAGCUGCUGAAAGAAGGGCACCGCAUGGACAAGCCUUCCAACUGCACCCAUGAGCUGUACAUGCUGAUGAGGGAGUGCUGGCAUGCCGUCCCCUCCCAGCGCCCGACCUUCAAGCAGCUGGUGGAGGGGCUGGACAAGAUCCUGGCAGCUGUCUCAGAGGAGUACCUGGACCUGUCCGUGCCCUUCGAGCAGUACUCCCCCUCCUGCGAGGACAGCACCAGCACCUGCUCCUCCGACGACUCCGUCUUCACCCACGACCCCCUGCCCAUCACCCCCUGCCUCUUCUCCUACCGCAGCGUGAGGACGUGAGGGGCCGCCCGGCACUGGCCUGCCUGCCCAGGGCGCCUUGGCUCUGGGGGGCUGGACAGCCUGGCAGCGGGGCUGGGAAUGACGAGGCAGCUCUUGCCCUCCUCCCGCCGCAGGGCACUGGAGAGAGCUGAGCAGCGGGAGUCUCUGGGCCCCCGCCCCAGCCUGCUCCUUGUGAGGGGUUGUCCUCGGCUGGCCUGGGGACUCCGUGUGGCCCACCUCCCCAGCCUCCUGCUGGCGUCUGCUCUCCAGGCAGUCAGGGCAGCCUGGCCCUUCCCGCACUGCCAAGCCCCCAAAGGUGCUAGCUUGCCCCCAACCCGCCGUCACGCCCCGCAGGGCAGAGUGAACUCGUGUCAGCCCAUGGGGCAUAGGCUCGGUGCCCAGAGGAGCUGCCUGGGGCCGCCCACAGGCCUCGCCCGGGAAACUCUGCUUGUUUUGUUUGAUGUAAUUUUUAAUCAUAUUUUUGUGAUCCUGUACCAGUGGGAGCCAGGCACCCCACCCCCGCCCACUGGAGCACCCUGCCCAGGGCUGGCCAGCCGCCCCCCCACAUCCCACCUAGCCCUGUACAUAGCCAGAGAGAGGAAUAUUUAUGUACAUAGCGUCUCUAAUGCACAUGAAGUAUCGCCUUGAUAAAUUAUUUUUUGAAUAAAGCCUCUUGCUGGAGGUUUCUUGGCU
Molecule: messenger RNA, 3310 nt
Organism: Malaclemys terrapin pileata
Lineage: Eukaryota; Metazoa; Chordata; Testudines; Emydidae
Gene: FGFR4
Product: fibroblast growth factor receptor 4
Exons: 18
Coding region: 131-2638 (835 amino acids)
Biological process (GO): protein phosphorylation; regulation of bile acid biosynthetic process; multicellular organism development
Cellular component (GO): signaling receptor complex; membrane
Molecular function (GO): fibroblast growth factor receptor activity; fibroblast growth factor binding; ATP binding
Source: RefSeq, a predicted model, not a curated record